This is a messenger RNA of Neopsephotus bourkii (Bourke's parrot), 1652 nucleotides long. RefSeq names its product opticin (gene OPTC). The record is from RefSeq and is a predicted model, not a curated record. The transcript is spliced from 6 exons. Gene Ontology annotation, molecular function: protein binding. NCBI's taxonomy places the organism in Eukaryota, Metazoa, Chordata, Aves, Psittaciformes, Psittacidae. The coding region runs from base 622 to 1644 and encodes 340 amino acids.
GGCAGGGAUGCUUCACGCCAGGCCAUGUCACUCAAGGCUUUGUCCAACCUGGCCUUGGGCACUGCCAGGGAUGGGGCAUUUACCACUUCUUUGGGCAGCCUGUUCCUCACCAUGGGUACCACACAUGGGGGGCAUCCAUCAGUCCCACUGCCCCCACACAGGGAGCAAUGGGGUCAUCCCCAUCUUACCCUGGUGAGUGGAAAAGUGCUGCCUUGGUGGGACCUGGGCUGGUUGUGGUAGGGAUGAAGCUGGAUCUGAGGCCUCUGCCCAGGGCUGUGUCCCCAUUGCCCAUGGGGAGGGAGCACAGCAGAGAGCCAGGAUUCCUGGGCUCGCUUCUGCUUGCCCAGCUCCCAGCCUCACCCAUUGAGGGUCCAGAGCAGGAGCCCGAUCCCUGCAUCACCUCUGGACCCCUUCCCCAGCUGCUGGAGGCUGGGAAAGCCGGGAAGCGCGGGGCCUCUCCUUCGUGGCUGCCCAGCCAGGCGUGAAAUGGGCUGAAAAGAAAAGGGCUGGUGACGUUCCCGGGGCAGAGGCCGUUUGUCCCCCACUGCAGCCCCUGUGCGGGGCCGGUUCUGCCUCCCCAUCCCUCUUUGCUCCCGUUUCAGAGCACCCGGCCCCAUCCUGAUGGGUGCUGCUGGAGCCCCCCAGGACCGCGGUCCCACCGCUGCGGCUGGAUGCAGGAUGCGGAUGCUGGCCUUGCUGUGCAUCGCCAGCCUGUGGCUGGGGGCAGCUUGGGCUGUGCCAGCCAGGGAGGAGAGGAGGAAGGCAGAGAAGCUGAAUGAGGAUCCUGAGCUCUACGACCUGGACAACUAUGACCUGACGUUGGACAACUACGGAGACAUCAUUGACCUGAGCAACUAUGAGGAGCUCUACGACUACGGUGACUUUGCUCCGAAGGUCGAGGUUGGCACCCUGGCUCCUCGCCCCAAGAACCCCGUGGCUCUCCCAACCCUGGGUGCUGCGGCUGAGCCCAUGAAGCCACAGCCUCCGAGCCCGCCAGCACCCAUCCCUACGCAGGGCCUGCCCAGCUGCCUUCUCUGCCUGUGCAUUGGCACCUCUGUCUACUGUGACGAUGCCGACCUGGAGCACAUCCCAUUGCUGCCCCCAGACACCACCUACCUCUAUGCCCGCUUCAACCGCAUCGGCGCAAUCCGGGCCAGCGACUUCACGGGGCUCAAGAACCUGAAGCGAAUAGACCUGAGCAGCAACUUCAUCUCCUGGGCGGAUGCGGAUGCUUUCCAUCAGCUUUCCAGCCUGCAGGAGCUCCUCCUGCCCGAGAACCAGCUGACAGCACUGCCCGAGCUGCCCCCCAGCAUCAUCCGCUUGGAUGCUCGGCUCAACAGGAUCCCCAGCGCCGGCCUCCGGCACGAAGCCUUCAGGGACCUGAAGCAGCUGCAGUUUCUCCAUCUAUCUGAUAACCAGCUGGACUAUAUCCCAGCACCCCUGCCCCAGAGCCUGCGCUCCCUGCACCUCCAGAACAACAACAUCCAGACGAUGCACGAGGACACGUUCUGUGACAGCCAGGACCACAGCCAGAUCCGCAGGGCGCUGGAGGACAUCCGCCUCGAUGGCAACCCCAUCAACCUCAGCCUCUUCCCCAAUGCCUAUUUCUGCCUGCCCCGCCUGCCCACCGGCCGCUUCUCCUGAGCCCCACG